This is a messenger RNA of Pseudocercospora fijiensis CIRAD86, 711 nucleotides long. RefSeq lists its product as uncharacterized. The annotation marks the transcript as partial. Gene Ontology annotation, biological process: DNA repair. Gene Ontology annotation, cellular component: nucleus. The record is from RefSeq and is a predicted model, not a curated record. Lineage: Eukaryota; Fungi; Ascomycota; Dothideomycetes; Mycosphaerellales; Mycosphaerellaceae. The transcript is spliced from 2 exons.
GAAAUGGCGAAAAAGAUGGUUCGUCUGGCUUUGAGCUGUGAGCUUGCACGGAAACCAAUUAGGAGGCAAGAAGUCGGCGAGAAGGUCUUAGGUGCAAAUAAUAGAAUGUUCAAGAAAGUGUUCGAUCAAGCACAAAUGCAUCUGAAUGCGGUCUUUGGAAUGGAAAUGGUCGAGCUACCAUCUCGUGAACGGCUUACGGUGCAGCAACGGCGAGCCGCUCAGAAGAAAGAAUCUCAAACCACCAAGAACGGCAUAACCUCUUGGAUUUUGAGGUCGAUACUGCCCUCAGAGUUUCACAAUCCAAUCAUACUCCAUCCAUCCUUUGCGCCGACUCCGAAAGAUGAAGCCCAGUACACCGGGAUCUAUACCGUUCUGGUCUCAGCUAUAAUGAUGGCUGGUGGACAAUUAAACAAUGACAAAAUGGAACGUUACCUACAACGGCUGAAAAUCGACGAUCAAACACCGGUUGUUGAUUAUGAGAAGAAUGAGAGACUGAUGAAACGCAUGGAGAAGGACGGCUACAUCGCAAGGGUUAAGGAGAGCUCUGGUACCGGAGAAGACGAUAUCUACUGGGUCGUAGGUUCGAGGGGCAAGAUCGAAGUAGGUCAAGACGGGGUCAGAGGAAUCACAACAACUGUGUACGCUCCCAAGACAGAUGCGGAGGAAGAAGAGCUUGAAAGGAAAGUCAACAGGUCCCUUGGCAUUACUCAG